Molecule: messenger RNA, 1245 nt
Organism: Ceraceosorus guamensis
Lineage: Eukaryota; Fungi; Basidiomycota; Exobasidiomycetes; Ceraceosorales; Ceraceosoraceae
Product: aromatic prenyltransferase
Exons: 2
Coding region: 1-1245 (414 amino acids)
Biological process (GO): alkaloid metabolic process
Molecular function (GO): transferase activity, transferring alkyl or aryl (other than methyl) groups
Source: RefSeq, a predicted model, not a curated record
AUGUCCAAGCUAGUCGUAGGGUCCAGUCCGCACUCCUCUGCUUGGCGCGCAGCACUCGAAACCCAAUUCUAUACGCUCAAGCAUUUCUCCACCGAGCCUGAAGCAGCGCUCGAUCAACUCCAAAGCUUUUUCGAAAAGCAUUUCGUCGAUGAUGGGCUCCUCGGAGCGCCCGGAGAACUUCAAGGUCAGCCGUCUCGUUGGACAUCCUUUGUGGCGGAUGAUCACUCUUUGCUCGAGUACAGCUUGGCGAUCAGUCAUUCGUACACUCGCCUACGUCUAGUCUUUGAGCCUGCGCCUAUUCAAGUCGUCAGCCAGACGUCGAGGGACCGGCAGACGGACCCCAUCAACAUUUUGGCACCUUUACAAUGGAUUCAAAGACACGGCGCGCUGGGUCCACGAACGGAUUUGACAUGGUUUCAAGCUCUGCUGCCCGCUUUGACGGUGAUGCCAAGCGACAAGAUUCCCAAAGAGGCCUCUGGCUUCACACAGCUGGCGUUCGGUGUGGAGUUGCACAGCUCCGAAAUCAUGAUGAAGGCAUAUUUCGGUCUGGACGCCAAGGCGAUUGCAGAUGGUCGGUGCAAAGAGGACAUUGUGGAAGAGGCGCUAGCAGGCAUACAACUGCGCCAGAGCUGGCUGCCCAUCAGAUCGUAUCUCUUCGACUUGCAGCGUGCAGGCAAGCCCGCCGCGCUGGAAUUCUGCGGCGUGGACUGCGUAUCGUCCGAUCAGGCUCGGAUGAAGCUGUACAUCCGCUUUAGCCGAAUCGACCUGCAAGAGCUCGAAAAGCAUCUGGAUUGCAAGGGACACACGGAUCGAAAAGUCUUUGAGAGCCAAAAAACCUGGGCUCGAGAGCUGUUCACACUCUUUGACGAGAAGCGAGAGCAGGUGAUCGAAUGUGCGGACUCUGACCUGUCCGCCCAAGAAGCGAGAUCUCGCGGUGCGCUCGUCUACUACGAGCUGCGCAAGGGCACCACUGCGCCUACGGCCAAAUUCUACCUGCCCAUUCGCCAUUAUGCAGCCGAUGAUGACGACGUUGUGCAAAAGCUGGAUGGAUUCCUCUUUUCGCGCGGUCUUCGAGAAGCGGGAUGGUACAGGCGCCUAGUGCAGGCAUUCGUUACGCACCGCGCUCUAGCGAAGCGCAGCGGCGUGCAAUCCAUCAUUGGCUGCGCAUAUAAGAAGGGCAUCCCCGAGCUCACCGUCUAUCUGGCCACCGAGCUCUACGCUCCUGAGCGUCCCUGGAUGAUCUGA